Molecule: messenger RNA, 1764 nt
Organism: Macrosiphum euphorbiae (potato aphid)
Lineage: Eukaryota; Metazoa; Arthropoda; Insecta; Hemiptera; Aphididae
Source: the annotation of a GenBank genome assembly
AUGGAUAGCACGUCAGACUCUUCCAGCGGUUUUUCCACAGUGGGCGCCAGCAUCACUAAUAUUCUUAUAAACCCUACAAAAAAGUAUUACCGGAAAACAGCUCAUAGAAUUUUCGUCAACAGGAGUCUGCACCUGGAGAACAUCAAAUUCUAUGGAUUCGACAUGGACUAUACGUUGGCCGAGUACAAGUCACCGGCCUACGAGAGACUGGGAUUCGCACUAGCCGUCGAAAGGCUCGUGUCGCUCGGUUAUCCCACUCAGAUAUUGCAGUUCGAGUACGAUCCCACGUUCCCAGUGAGGGGCUUGUGGUUCGAUUCUUUGUACGGCACUCUGCUCAAAGUGGAUUCUUACGGUAACAUACUCGUCUGCGUACAAGGUUUCGAGUUUUUAAAACAUUCUCAGGUGUACGAGCUGUAUCCCAACAAAUUCUUGGUCCUUGACGAGUCCCGCGUCUACGUGCUCAACACGCUGUUCAAUUUGCCAGAAACGUAUUUGUUGGCCUGUCUAAUAAACUAUUUUACCACUUCGCCAAACUACUCGAGGGAAAAAACCGGAGUACGCAGUGGUGAUUUGCUGAUGUCGUUCAACUCUAUAUUCCAAGACGUGAGGAACGCCGUGGACUGGAUGCACAUACAUGGUGAUUUGAAAGAGAGAACUAUCCAAAACUUAUCCGAUUACGUCAACAAAGACGCGAGGCUGCCUAUGUUCUUGGCUAGGAUCCGGCAAAGUGGUGCCAAGGUGUUUCUGUUGACCAACAGUGAUUACUGGUUCACCAACAUGAUCAUGACGUAUUUAUUCGAUUACCCACACGGUGCUUCGCCCAGCGAGCCACACAGAGACUGGCAAUCGUAUUUCGACAUAGUGGUGGUAGAUGCCAGAAAACCGUUGUUUUUCAGUGAAGGCACGAUCCUGCGACAAGUGGACACCAAAACUGGAGCUCUGAAAAUGGGCACGCACAUUGGGCCUCUGCUAAAAGGCCAAGUAUAUUCGGGAGGCUCUUGCGACAUUUUCACCAAGCUCAUCGGCGCAAAGGGAAAAGACGUUCUGUAUGUGGGAGAUCAUAUAUUUGGAGACAUUCUCAAGUCAAAGAAGAUACGUGGUUGGAGAACGUUUUUAGUCGUCCCCGAGUUGGUUCAAGAGCUGCACGUGUGGACAGACAAAUGUCAGCUAUUUGCAGAACUGCAAAAUUUCGAUAUAGCUCUUGGAAACAUGUACAAGAAUUUAGACAGCAGUACCAACGAAAAGCCCGACAUUUCAAAACUGAGAAUGGCGAUGCGCGAUGUUACCCACAAAAUGGACUUAUCGUACGGAAUGAUGGGUAGUCUCUUCCGAUCGGGGUCCAGGCAAACCUUCUUCUCGUCGCAGGUCACGCGGUAUGCAGACUUGUACGCAGCGACGUUUUUAAAUCUAAUAUACUAUCCAUUUUCCUAUAUGUUCCGAGCACCGGCUAUGCUGAUGCCGCACGAGUCCACUGUGGCACACGAACACGAACAGAGACUGAGCAAAGAAGACAGCGCAGCGGCGGCGGCAUCGGCGGCGGCGACGUUGAAGUCCGUUAGCGAAACGGUGCUAAAUGCCAGUAAAAAUGCCGCUGCGACUACGACUGUGGACGAGACUCAGAUGCUGCAGGGCACAAACCGUUCCGCACCCACGUUCACACCAAGUGCCGUCGUCAGUGACGCACACACACGACGAAGACUGUUCGGACGAAGAGGAAGUGCUCGUGACCAAAAAAUAACCGACCAAGACGACGAUAAACAAUAA